This is a messenger RNA of Oncorhynchus keta (chum salmon), 1067 nucleotides long. RefSeq names its product prostaglandin E synthase 3-like. Gene Ontology annotation, biological process: chaperone-mediated protein complex assembly; telomere maintenance via telomerase; telomerase holoenzyme complex assembly. Bases 168 to 695 code for a protein of 175 amino acids. NCBI's taxonomy places the organism in Eukaryota, Metazoa, Chordata, Actinopteri, Salmoniformes, Salmonidae. Gene Ontology annotation, cellular component: cytosol; nucleus. Gene Ontology annotation, molecular function: protein-folding chaperone binding; prostaglandin-E synthase activity; Hsp90 protein binding. The transcript has 8 exons. The record is from RefSeq and is a predicted model, not a curated record.
AUAAAAUCCACAGAAAAAGAAGAUACACAGUCCGCGACUCAUAGAAACGGUGGCUUUGCAGUGUAUGGAUAUAGCACAUUUUUGUACAGCCCAUUGAAACGAAAUAUAUAGUAUUGUAAAUUAAUUUUGUAUCCCCAAGGAGAAAGCUAUCACAUCUACAACAAGACAUGCAUCCGGCGACUGCUAAGUGGUAUGACAGGCGGGACUCCGUCUACAUCGAGUUCUGCGUAGCGGACAGCAAGGAUGUCAAGAUCAGUUUCGAGGAAGCAAAGUUUGUUUUCAGUUGUCUUGGAGGAACUGAUCAAGUCAAACAUGAGAACGAAGUAGACCUUUUCGAAGGCAUUGAUCAAAAUGAAUCCAUACACAAACGCACAGAUCGGUCAGUGUUGUGCUGUUUAAGAAAAGCUGAACCUGGGAAAGCCUGGCCUAGGCUAACGAAAGAGAAGGCUAAGUUAACUUGGCUCAGCGUCGACUUUAACAACUGGAAGGACUGGGAGGGCGACUCAGACGAGGAACUAGGCAACUUCGAUAAUUUCCCAGAGGGGGGAGACGGGGAUAUGGCAUUCAACACACAAGAAGCGAUGGCUAAAAUGAUGAACAACAUGGGAGGGGAAGACUGCUUACCUGAUCUAGAUGAUGUUGAUGAUGACGAGUCUGCAGAUAGUGACGAUGAAAAAAUGCCUGAUUUGGAAUAAAAGGCCUCAAAAUCCAGCAAGUCGGGAUGGAAGGCAGGAGGAAUCAUCAAGACUAUCUUGAAAUAGAAGGCAGUGGGUAAAAACACUGUACAUGAGUCAGUAGCCAUAUUUAAAUCCAGAGCUCUUCUCCAAUCAGUCCACUGAAGGUUAAUAUCUAUAGUGUUGUACGGAGCAGCAGUCUCCACUUCCAUUUGCAGUGCUGCACUCUUGGCAUAUCCUGUUUUACUAUUAAUUGUUACAAGUAAGCAUUCAUGAUUUGUUCUGAAGUACUGUAUAGUAAUCAUCCUCAACCUAGAAAACAAUACAUGUGAAGACAUUUAUGAGCAGUUGACUAAUGUUAAGAAGUGUAAUUAAACGGACAAAUGUUUUACA